Messenger RNA from Seriola dumerili (greater amberjack), 2378 nucleotides. RefSeq names its product ER degradation enhancing alpha-mannosidase like protein 2 (gene edem2). The record is from RefSeq and is a predicted model, not a curated record. The coding region runs from base 130 to 1833 and encodes 567 amino acids. Gene Ontology annotation, molecular function: calcium ion binding; mannosyl-oligosaccharide 1,2-alpha-mannosidase activity. The transcript has 11 exons. Gene Ontology annotation, biological process: endoplasmic reticulum mannose trimming; mannose trimming involved in glycoprotein ERAD pathway; carbohydrate metabolic process. NCBI's taxonomy places the organism in Eukaryota, Metazoa, Chordata, Actinopteri, Carangiformes, Carangidae. Gene Ontology annotation, cellular component: endoplasmic reticulum; membrane.
GUUUCCUGACAGCUGCACAACAACAUGAGAAACUAAACAGAUUUCCUGUAUUUGCUUCAUUCCUUUGAUUUUUGUCAAAUAUUCUGUCUGUCUCCGGGUCUCUCUCCGGGUCUGUCUCCGGGUCUCUUCAUGCGCGCUCCCGGGUGUGUGGCGCUGUUGGUCUGGCUGCUUAACGAUGCGGCGGCUCGUCAGUUCACUGAGGAGGAGAUGGCUGGUAUCAGACAGCGCAUCAAGUCCAUGUUCUACCACGCUUACAACAGUUACCUCGACAACGCCUUCCCCUACGACGAGCUCCGCCCACUCACCUGUGACGGACAAGACACCUGGGGCAGUUUCUCACUCACUCUGAUUGAUGCUCUUGACACUCUACUGGUUUUGGGAAACCAUACAGAGUUUAAGCGAGUGGCGUCGCUCCUCCAAGACACCGUGGACUUCGACAUUGACGUCAACGCGUCAGUGUUUGAAACCAACAUCAGAGUGGUGGGUGGUCUGCUGUCAGCCCACCUGUUGGCAGGGAGAGCGGGGAUGGAGCUGGAACCUGGUUGGCCCUGUUCAGGACCGCUGCUGAGGAUGGCUGAGGAUGCCGCCAGGAAGCUGCUGCCUGCGUUUCAGACUCCCACCGGCAUGCCAUACGGUACUGUCAACCUGCUGCACGGCGUCAGCCCCACCGAGACCCCCGUCACCUGCACUGCCGGCGUGGGAACCUUCAUCCUGGAGUUUGCCACGCUGAGUCGACUAACUGGAGACACAAUAUUCGAGAACGUAGCCCGCCGAGCCCUGAGGGCGCUGUGGAAGACCCGAUCUGACAUUGGACUGGUGGGGAACCACAUUGACAUCGUGUCCAAGAAGUGGGUGGCUCAGGACGCCGGCAUCGGAGCAGGAGUCGACUCUUACUUUGAGUAUCUGGUGAAAGGAGCCAUCAUGCUGCAGGAUGAGGAGCUGCUCAACAUGUUCCUGGAGUAUGAUCGAGCCAUUCAGAACUACACUCGGUUUGAUGAUUGGUACUUGUGGGUGCAGAUGCAUAAAGGAACCGUCUCCAUGCCGGUCUUCCAGUCUCUGGAGGCCUUCUGGCCCGGCCUGCAGUCUUUGUUGGGGAACCUGGACAGUGCCGUGAGAACUUUCCAGAACUAUUACUCAGUGUGGAGACAGUUUGGAGGUCUGCCUGAGUUUUACAGCAUCCCUCAGGGUUACACUGUGGACAAGAGAGAGGGAUACCCACUGAGACCAGAGUUAAUAGAGAGCGCCAUGUACCUGUUCAGAGCGACAGGUGACCACAUCUACCUGCAGCUGGGCCUCGACGCUCUGGAGUCCAUAGAGAAGAUCGCCAAGACGCCCUGUGGAUAUGCCAGUGUGAAAGACCUGCGAGACCACCAGCUGGACAACAGGAUGGAGUCCUUCUUCCUCGCUGAAACCAUCAAGUACCUUUACCUGCUCUUUGACCCCACCCACUUCCUGCAUGGCGGGGGGACGGAGGGGGAUGGGUCUUGGGAGGAGGGCGGCGAGGGUGGUCAGUGUGUUUUAGGUGCGGGGGGGUUCAUCUUCAACACGGAGGCUCACCCUCUCGACCCGGCGGCGCUCUAUUGCUGCAGCCGCCAUGCUCAGGACCGACAGGACCUCAGAGACAUCCUGCUCAGCCUGUCACAGCCCACGCAAAAGUCCGACCACCAUUCAGCCCCGCCCACCAAAGAGACAGAAGGCCCUCCCCCUGGCCAAUCAGAGAGCAUCGCUCUGAAACCGGGUGAGAAGAAGACACCCCCCCUACUGUCCUGUCCUGUUCAGCCGUUCAGCGCUCGACUUUCCAUCCUGGGACAAGUUUUCAGCGAUAACACCUGAUCCUCUCCGUCCUGGUCCACGUUAAAUACUAACGUUUGAUAUCUGGGCUUCAGCAACUGAUUUGAUUGGUUGCUUUUUGAGCACCGGAGUGAUGGCGGCAGACACGUUUCCUUUCUCACUGUUUUUCUUGUCACUUUUUUGCUGUCACGUGAAAAAGAUGUCAGCUUUCAGUGAAGAGGAAUAUUUUACUGUCAGCCACCAGGACAUUUAGAAAUCUCAGCUGAAGAUUUCCAAACCUGUUCAAGUCCAGUUCAGGGGAAAUAAAAUCAUUCCUAAAUAUAUUCACCACCAUCCUUAAGAUGUUUCUGUUGUGAUGAAGGGAUUCAGGACCAGUGAGCCGAGAACUCGACUCUGUUGACUGCAUUGCUCUAAUUUAAAUUGAAGGUGAAAUAUAUUUUUAUUUAUUACAAAUGUUGUGGUGGCCGUCUGUUUUCAUUUGUCCUAUUCUUAUUGUGUAACUCUUCAUAGUGAAGACUGAAGAAAAAUCUGUGAAAAUAAAAUGUUUAAAGUAGAAAAAUCUACUUCAAACUCCAGCCCUGAAGUGC